UUAACAAUCCAAACUCGAUAGCUCACCGUCAUCUCAGCUGUCCAAAUGACCGAAACUUUCGCAUCUAAACUCAAAAGCCUCAUCUACACUCUCCUCGACAUAUUCCCUCAAAAACCCGAUGCUUGCAAAAUGGAGAAGAGCCCUUUCUAUCUCUCCUAGAGCUUCUUUCCACCUCGCAUGCACGACUCACCGUUCACCCAACUCACCAAUAUGCCUUUCGCAGGCAGAUACUGAAGCCCGUCUCCGAUAUUGCAUAUCAUGCGGUAUGAUCGAUGAAGCACUCUCUCUCCUCUGCCAAUGCACAGAAGAAGACCCUAACCCUCCCUCCCUCCUCUCAUUCAAUCUCGUCCUCUCUUCCCUAAACAAAUUUAAGCGAUUUGGUUCCACCAUUUUUCUUUAUAACUUCAUGCGACGAUCUGGCGUGGCACCUGAUGUUGUCACCUUCAACAUUUUGAUCAAUUGCUACUCUGAGUGCGGCCGCGUGGAUCUUGCAAGCAAGGUGUUCGACGAAAUAACGCUUUGGUCUUUCGCUCCGACGAUUGUUUCAUGCAAUACUCUGAUAAAGGGGUUUUGUCGGAUUGGUAGGAUUGUUGAUGCGUUUGGAGUUCUUGAUCAAAUCAAGAAAAAUGGGCCGUGUCCGAAUAGUAGAACUUUUUCUAUACUUAUUGAUUAUGUUUGCAAGUCCUUGAAUUCGGAUAUCGGCUUGCAGUUGAUUAAUCAAAUGUUAAUGCUUGAUGUAGCUCCUAGCAGCAUUACUUACAACUGCGUUUUGGCUGGGCUUUGUGGUGAAGGAAAGCUGAAAUCAGCUAAAGCCUUGUAUUCCAGGUUGAAGAAAAUUGGAUUCCUGCCAAAUGUUGUUACUUGCACUGGAUUUUUAAGUGGGUUGUGCAGACAGAAUAAAAUUGCAGAAGCACAAAUUCUUUUUUAUGAGAUGUUAGAAAAUGGUUUAUUUCCAAGUGUGAGGACUUACUCUGCCCUGAUUCAUGGGCAUGCUUCAGAUGGGCAGUUUGACAAAGCCUUGGAAAUGAUCGAUGAGAUGCAACGUUGUGGGCUUAGCCCAAAUGUGGUUACUUAUACAGGAAUUAUUACAGCAUUUUGUAAAGAGGGAAGAAUAGACGAGGCAAAGAGGGUUGUUAAUAUGAUGAAGGAACAAGGAUUACAACCUAAUGAGUUUACAUUCAGUACUUUGAUUGAUGGAUUCUGUAGAAAAGGGUGCCUUGACGAUGCAGUUUGCAUCUUUCGCCAAAUGGAAGAUGAAGGAAUUGUAAAUAAAAUUGUUGCUUAUAAUAUAUUGAUCCGUGGUUUUUGCCAAUCAGGAAACAUGGAGGAAGCUAUGAAGCUUUUGCAGGAGAUCAUCAGCAACGGUUCCAAACCUGAUCUUAUAACUUUUAAUACCCUUAUGGAUGGAUACUGCAAAAUAAGAAAUGUUAAAGCUGCUAAGGAAUUGUUAUGCAGAAUGAAGAAGCAUAGUUUAAAGCCAAAUGUGAUUACAUAUAACACACUAUUGGAUGGACUAUGUAGACUUGGAGACCUUGAGAAUAUGGCAAGUUUGAUUGAGGAUAUGAUUCAGAUAGGAGUGGAGCUUGAUGUCUCUACGUAUAGUAUUCUUUUAGGUGCGAUGUGUGGGUUAGGUAGGUUCCAUGAUGUAGAUAAUUUGAUUCUUCAAAUGCAUGAAAGUAAGAUUGAACCUGAUUUUAUUCUGUACUCGCAUAUGCUUGCAACAUAUUGUCGAAGUAUGAGGUUAGCUGAAGCCAAACAGGUGGUAUUGCAGAUGGAGAAUAAAGGCCUACCCGUAAAUGUAGCUAGUUACUUUGUUAUUCUGCAAGGAUUUUGUAUUAAAGGUGAAAUCAUGGAAGCGGUUCAACUGUUGGAUAAAAUUAUCAUGAAAAGCAUUGCUCCAUCUAAGGUUGUAGUUUCUCUUUUGCUAGAAUAUGUCUGCAGAUUUGGACAACUAGAUAAGUUUGUUUGCUUGCUACCUAUCACAGCAGGAAAAGUUGGUGGUUGAUUUCUCGAAUUGGGGGUGAUUCCUUGAUUCUAUAAAACAUCCCGUGUUUGGGCCACAUAAGGUUCAGGAAGUUUCAUUUUUGAACUGAAGUAACAUGGCAUUUCAGCAUGGUAACGGCCUUUUUAGCAUGCAAGACAUGAUUGGCUCUUAAAUGGUUGACCAGGUAUUUAAUAUAGAUGCAAUAGCUUUUCGUGUAAAUUUUGAAUUUUCCAUGAGCAAAGGAGAUAUUUUUUUUCCUAGUUUGUCAGCUGCGUUAUUUAAUCCUGUUGGCCCAUCAACAACAUCAAGGGAUGGGAUCUUCACACAUUCAACGACCAAGGAAAAUGAUGUACAUGACUUCGCUCAUCACAAGACUUGGUGAUAUGUUCAAUGCUGGAUAAAAAAACUCAAUGCUUUGGUAAGACAUUCAUGAGAAAACAUGACUGAAGCAGUCAAGACCCUAUGCUUUUAUUCUUGCAAGCAAGGAAUGGCGGUCUCGAAGAAAUAAAAGUGGUAAAACUAUUCCCUGAUCUGAAUUAUUUUAAUAUUGUGAGUUGAGAUUCUACGGAAAUUGUUCUAUUGGUCAAAUUGCCCUUCGAUUUUUGUCAAGACUGUCGUGGGUCUUAGUCGCACAACUAUCAAGUAAACCAUACUAUAAUUUCAUGCCAUGCACCAUUGGGGUUGGUUGCUGGUAGACUCGCAGAGGAUUAGUGGACAUCGUCAAGCGCGUCACAAGCUGACAUGGUAGCGGGCCGAUACCCCUGUUCCAAAAAAAAAAGUAUUUCAUUGGAAUAUCUAAAUUAUCAUUAUUGAUGAAAGACAUUGUCGCUUCAAAAUUAUAUGCAAUGAAAAAAUAGAUUAUUUUUCUUGUGAAAGAGCUUUUCUGGUUUAUGGAAGUUAUAAAAUAUGUUCCAAAAAUGAUAAAUUUAUUACAAUUUGUCGAUUUUGUUGAUUUUAGUUUUAAAAAUAAAAUUAAUCUUAAAUUCUAAAAUUUCUUUUUCCUCAGAAAUGAUAGUUUUGUAUUUCAGCUCAAAAUGAAUGAGCUUUAAAUCUUUGUUUUUUAAAUUAUGUUUUCUAUUUAUAAGCAAGUUGUUGAAUUCUUCCCCCUUUUUUCCAUUGACCAGACCCAACUGCAGGAUGAAGCUUUGGACAUCUAGUUGUGUUAGACUUCUAAUCAGAAAUCAUAAUUGAAUUUUAAC
Molecule: messenger RNA, 3183 nt
Organism: Dendrobium catenatum
Lineage: Eukaryota; Viridiplantae; Streptophyta; Magnoliopsida; Asparagales; Orchidaceae
Product: pentatricopeptide repeat-containing protein At5g39710
Exons: 2
Coding region: 119-2005 (628 amino acids)
Molecular function (GO): protein binding
Source: RefSeq, a predicted model, not a curated record